CGUCUUCAAAUAGAUGACAUAAUUCCAGUACGUUCCAGUGGCAUCGAGAGGGGGAUGCGAAAUUCUGGAACAUUCUAGAAAAUUAUAACCUUAUAUAAAGAAGUGAGCGAGCGCUGGCGCAGUUAGUUAUCUCACAAAUGCGAGGAAGUGCUGUGAAAUAUUUUAUUUUAAAACAGACGUUUUGGCAUUUAUUUGUUCGUGCAUAAUACGCAAAAUAGUACAACUCAGUGCAUUUCAAGUGACAGUACAAAAUAAUGGGGAAGGACUACUACAAAAUUUUGGGACUUUCCAAGGGCGCCAGUGAUGAUGACAUCAAAAAGGCGUAUCGGAAACUAGCCCUAAAGUACCAUCCCGACAAAAACAAGGCUAAAGAAGCAGAAGAACGCUUCAAGGAAGUGGCAGAAGCCUACGAAGUUCUAUCUGACAAGAAAAAACGUGACAUUUACGACGCCUACGGCGAAGAAGGCCUAAAAGGGGGAAUUCCAGGAGAUUCUGGAACAGGAGGCACCGGAGGUUUCACAUACACCUACCAUGGGGACCCCAGAGCCACUUUCGCGCAAUUCUUCGGAAAUGCGAGUCCUUUCGAGGCCUUUUUCAGAGGCAAUCAGACUAUGUUUGCCUUUGGAGAUGACGAUAUGGAUGCGGAUCCGUUCAUUAACAUCUCCUCAAACAGGGGCCCUGGUGGAGCCUUCAGGAGUCAGUCUUUCAACUUCCAAGGAAGCAAUCCUCACAGAGGUAAAGAGAAACAGGAUCCGGCCAUUGAACAUGAUUUGUAUGUGUCGUUGGAAGAUAUAGCCAAAGGUUGUACUAAAAAAAUGAAGAUAAGUAGGAAAGUGCUUCAGCCUGAUGGAUUGACGCGAAGUGAAGAUAAAGUUUUGACAAUCAAUGUGAAACCAGGAUGGAAAGCAGGGACUAAAAUCACAUUUCCGAGAGAAGGUGAUCAAGGGAUUAAUAAAAUACCUGCAGACAUCGUAUUUAUUAUCAGAGAUAAGCCACAUCCUUUAUUUAAACGUGAAGGCAGCGAUAUUAAAUAUGUAGCUAAAGUUUCACUUAAGCAAGCUCUGUGUGGAUGUACAAUAGAAGUUCCAACGAUGAGUAACCAGAAGAUUCCCAUCCAUUAUACCCAUGAAGUGAUUAAACCAACCACAGUGAGGAGGCUGCAAGGAUACGGACUACCUCUACCAAAGGAACCCACAAGGAGGGGAGAUUUAAUUGUUAAUUUUGAUAUUAAGUUUCCAGAAAACCUUUCACAGUCAGUUAAGGACAUACUGUAUGAUACUUUGCCUAAUUAAAGUUGUUAAGUAGUAUAUAAUUAUAAUAUAAGCUGUACGUUCUAGUACAAAGUACCUUUAUUUGAUUUGUUAAGCUUUAGAGGUUUAUAUGCAAUCUCGUGAUUGUUUUGUAUUAUUGCAACAUUCGUUCAGCUAUGUAUGUUAAAGUGUAUGUUGGUUUUUAUUUAUGGAAAUAAAAUAUUCUUUUUAUUA
Molecule: messenger RNA, 1484 nt
Organism: Zophobas morio
Lineage: Eukaryota; Metazoa; Arthropoda; Insecta; Coleoptera; Tenebrionidae
Product: dnaJ protein homolog 1-like
Exons: 1
Coding region: 255-1292 (345 amino acids)
Cellular component (GO): cytosol
Molecular function (GO): protein-folding chaperone binding
Source: RefSeq, a predicted model, not a curated record